Rhinocladiella mackenziei CBS 650.93 is the source of this 324-nucleotide messenger RNA. RefSeq lists its product as uncharacterized. NCBI's taxonomy places the organism in Eukaryota, Fungi, Ascomycota, Eurotiomycetes, Chaetothyriales, Herpotrichiellaceae. The transcript has a single exon. The coding region runs from base 1 to 324 and encodes 107 amino acids. The record is from RefSeq and is a predicted model, not a curated record.
AUGGCCCAAACCCGUGGCGCAACCGGCAACUCCAAGCCUCGAAUCUUCUCCACCAUCUCCACCGAGCCAGUCCGCAAACGCAAGACUGCCACCGGAACCAAGAAGCGCACAACCAAACCAAAGAGCACCGGUGGCGCCGUCAAGAAGCACGCGCCAGCCGCAGAUCACAAGAGAAAGCCUACUCUCAAAGACAAAGUCGAAGGCGCAGUUGAGAAGGUGGUCGGUGCAAUCGAACACAAACCAGGCAAGAAAGCGGCGGGCACAAAGAAAAUGAAGGGUGCCGAUGACAAAAGCACCAAGACACCAAAGGUCAAGAAGGUCUAA